Messenger RNA from Exaiptasia diaphana, 1988 nucleotides. RefSeq names its product adenosine receptor A3. The coding region runs from base 232 to 1212 and encodes 326 amino acids. Gene Ontology annotation, biological process: G protein-coupled receptor signaling pathway. The record is from RefSeq and is a predicted model, not a curated record. Gene Ontology annotation, molecular function: G protein-coupled receptor activity. The transcript has 5 exons. Lineage: Eukaryota; Metazoa; Cnidaria; Anthozoa; Actiniaria; Aiptasiidae. Gene Ontology annotation, cellular component: membrane.
UGGCAUUUUACAAAAUAUUAAAACUGGAGACAAAAUCAUCACCACCACCAUCCCCAUCGUAAUCUACAUUAGUCCUGAUGUAUAUUGCCUGAGUGCAAACACUGAUGAAGUGUGACGUGAAACAUAAAAAAACAGGUUUCAAGAGACGCUAUUCACGCACUGACUGAUUGAAGACGAACCACAAGACUAACUACAGCGGGAAAGUCGAUUAGUUUCUGAUUGGUGAUCAAAAUGUCCAAUAAUUCAUCCAGCCCACCGCCUUCAGGUGCGUUGAACUGGCCAGAGAUCGAAGACUGGUGCAUUGUAUAUGGCGUGGAGGCGUUUUUCAUCAUUCUAGCCAACGCUAUUACAGCACUUGUCAUCAUCUACAACCAGUUUCUGCAUAAGAGGUUCUAUUAUCUCCUAUUGAGUUUGGCCAUUGCCGAUUUUCUUGUGGGUGCAGUACCCUGUCCUAUGUUUAUCUACGUCCUUUGGGGAUACUAUUCACCCGAGGGAAUACAAAGCAAAAUGGAUCCUAAAGUAGCCCAUGCACAAACUAUACUCGAGAUAUUUACAUCCUAUGCAUCCAUCUACGCCUUGGUAGCAAUUGCCAUAGAAAGGUUUACAGCUGUUGUCUUUCCCUCAAAACACCAGCGAGAAGCAUAUUCAUCAUACAUCAGUGCAAUCAUUAUAACCUGGCUACUGGCUCUACUUACGGCACUCCUUUGGUUAAUAAGGUUCAUCAAGGACAGGGUUCAUUAUGACAGGACGUUCUUUGUCAUCAUGUUUUUUCUAUCCAUAUCGCUCCUCAUCGUAUUAGUCUGCUAUUCCGUUAUCGCCUACAAAUUGUGCACCACAUCAAACGACUCCAUCAGUUACAGGAUGCAGAGGGAGUUUCGCAUUGCUUUAACCUUGCUGGUAGCCAGUGUUCUGUUCAUUGCAUUAUGGCUUCCUUUCCAAGUAGCAAACUACAUAUUCUUUUUCGACAAAUUUACAACAGUAAGCCACCACUUAAUCUACUCGUCCAAAUUCCUGCAUUACCUCAAUUCUAUGAUAAAUCCACUUCUCUACGCCCUCAUGAUGAAGGAGUUCAGGAAAGGUCUUAGAAACAUGUUUUGCUGCAGCAACGAAAUUGACGAGCCAAAAAGUACUGGUAAUGGCAAAGCAAUCAGUGGACCAGCUAGCAACCGAGGAUACCAGARCGAUGACGUCACUAUGACGCAUGUUUAUUGAAAAAGAUAGUAGGUGUUGUAAAUGCGUCUAUGGGCCAGGAAAUAGUGAGAAAACAGUAACUGGACUAGCAAUAAUAUAACCUACAAAGUCAACUCUUAGAUAUAUAUUAUGUUUAAUGCACUUUGACAAGAACAUUACUUCUUACUGAGGAAAAUGUCAAAACGAGGACACCGAAUGGAAAAGGCAUAUCAAAUCUAGUUUUAACACGCAUUCAAGUUAUACUGAUCUUCAUCUAACACGACAAUGUCAGCACAGUUCAUAUGCCCUGAUGAGUGGAAUUAAGAUAUUUACAGCGGGCAAUGUAGCUAAUCGUAGAAUUAAACACAAAUGUAGUCAAAAAAUACUUAUAUAUUCUUUUGUAAAAAACAAUUUAAAUAUGCCUUGGGCAAUUUCACACAACAUCAUUUGCAUAUUAUAUAAUCAUUUUGGCGAUUGAAAUGACAUUUUGAAUAUUCCAUAAUUAUUCUUACGCCGUCUUUCAUCCAGCAUUAACAACAAAGAUACGUUACCUGCAUUUUACUGUCCAUCAUAUUAUUAUCCGUUAUCUUAUAUAUCUGCGUUUUAAUGCAUUUGUAACGUUAUUUUUUUAUAAUAUACUGCUUUUGAUAGAUCUAGUUAUCUAUAUAGUGUCUUGUACUCAUUUAUCAAACUAUACCUUCACUUACAUAACCAGUGCUGUUUUACUAUGCUAUUCAUAUUCCAUAGCAUCAUUUGUAAUUAGAAUUAAUGUGUUAAGUAGAAAAUAAAUUGAACUUGAACUUGCACUUUAAACAAUC